Messenger RNA from Apis cerana (Asiatic honeybee), 2837 nucleotides. Its product is annotated as odorant receptor 22c. The record is from RefSeq and is a predicted model, not a curated record. Gene Ontology annotation, biological process: detection of chemical stimulus involved in sensory perception of smell; sensory perception of smell. Gene Ontology annotation, molecular function: olfactory receptor activity; odorant binding. Lineage: Eukaryota; Metazoa; Arthropoda; Insecta; Hymenoptera; Apidae. Gene Ontology annotation, cellular component: plasma membrane.
UAUAAUAUUCAAGAUAAUAUGUAAAAACUUAUCUUUUUUUUAAAAAAUCCAGACAAUUAAUACCAUGAUUAAAAAAAACUGGAUAAAAUAUUAAAUAAAAAAUAAGUCAAUUCAUUCACUAAUUUUUAAAAUGACAUUAACUAGCACAUAGCACGUAUCAAAUCAUAUUACAAAUACCAAAAUUAAUUACUUCGUAAAUAUACAAUUUAAUGUCCAUUGCACACACAUUAUCCAAUUCAUGUUUAUUAUCAACAAUUUGAAAUGAAUACUCACGUAAAUGUAAAGUUAUAUCAACUGACUAGACGAAUCGAUCGGCGCACAUCCUUUGACUAAGUAUGCGCAAGCGUUGAGUAAAUACAGUGCACUUGAAUCCUCGAUUCAGUUGCGUGCGCGAUUUUGUUGUGGUCACACCAUGUCAGACGACCUUGCAGAAAUUGAAAAGAAAUUUGGUAGUCUUAAUGAAUACAGCAUACAAUUCAAUCGAUGGGUUUUAAAACCGAUAGGUGCUUGGCCGGCCUCACUUUAUACUACAAGGAUCGAAAAAAUAAUAUCGAAAAUUUUAAUCAUUCUUUGUUGGAGUUUUUCAUUAUUUACAUUAAUUCCUGGCGUACUUCAUUUUAUCCUAGAAAAAGAAGAUACUUAUUUGAAAUUAAAAACAGUAGGUCCUUUGAGUCAUUGGUGUAUCGGAGGAUUCAAUUACGCCGUGCUUUUGCUACGUAAAAAUGAUAUAUUGCACUGCAUAGAGCAUAUACGUGUUGAUUGGAAUAUUAUCACGAAAAAGCAAAAUCAACAAGUAAUGUUGAAGUAUGCGAAAAUUGGUCGUUACAUUGCAAUUUUUUGUACGGCUUUCUUGCAAGGUGGCGUUUUAUGUACUUGCCUUGCAUUAGGAGUGUUUAAAACGACUAUCAAAAACGGCAAUGAGACGAUACAAAUAUAUAAUUUACUUUGUCCAGCUUAUAAAUUACCAGUUCAAACAAAUCCAACACACGAUAUUAUAUUAGGUACGCAAUUAUUGUCGGCAUUCAUUACCAGUUCGAGCGCUGCUGGCGCUUUUAGUCUUGCCACUGUGUUUGCAAGCCAUGCUCUUGGCCAACUGAAUAUAAUGGUGGCAUGGAUCAACGAGUUUGUUAAUCGACCAAUGGAGUUGGAUAAUGAUGUCUAUGUUAAUAAAAUAAGUAUAAUCGUCGAACAUCAUUUGAGAAUUUUAAGUUUUAUAACACAUAUUGAACACCUGAUGAAUCCAAUAUGCUUCAUGGAAAUGUUCAGAUGUAUGGUGGGAAUGUGCAUGCCUAGCUAUUACAUCCUUGCGGAAUGGUCUGAACAUAAUGUUCAGAACUUGACUGUAUAUGUUAUGAUAAUUAUAUCUAUGACUUGCAAUAUUUUUUUAAUAUGUUACAUCGGUGAAAUUUUAACAGAACAGUGUAAAAAGAUCGGAGAAAUAAUUUAUAUGACAAAUUGGUAUGAAUUAUCUAACAAAGAUAUCUUUAAUUUAAUGAUGAUCAUUUCACGGUCUAGUAUCACUGUAAAUAUGAGUGCCGGAAAGAUAAUUAACAUGUCGAUUCUUACAUUCGGUAAUACAGUGAAAUCAGUUUUCGUAUAUUUAAAUAUGCUACGUCAAAUGACAAUGAUAUAGACUAUAUAUAUAUUUAACUUAUAUUUAGAUUAUUAAAUUUCGUAACAUUUAAAUUUGAAAUUUGAAAUUCUGAAUUGCAAUUUUCUUCUUAUAAUUUAUGAAUUAAAUAUUUUUUUAUGAAAUAGUAAAUAAAUAUACAUCUUAUCAAAUAUAUAUAUAUAUAAUAAAUAUAUAUAUAUAUAUUUAUUAUUAAAAAUAAAUAUUUGUAAAAAUUUCAUUGAAUAUUUGCACUUAUUGUUAAUAAAUUUAUACAUACAUACAUUUAUACAUACAUCUUGUGAUCGAAUCAACUGGUGGUUAAGAGGAGACUUCAACUGCACUAGCAGUGUACAUUGAAUUGCUUGAGGAUAUUGAGGAUAAAUAAAAUGAUUAAAUAUAUAACAUUUACAACUUGCAAUCUUAUAAUAUAAUUUAUAAUGCAUUUCUAUAUAUUUUUGCAUUUAAAUAAAUCUUUAACAAAUUUUUUCUAUUUUUUAUUUAUAUAAUAUACUUACAUAAUUUAAGUCUCCUCCUAAUAAUAUCUGUAUUUUAUACAUUUUCCUCGAUAAAAUAGAAGAUUUCGAUUCGAAGAUCAAAAUGAUCCGCUUAGAUUUUCCAAUUAAAUAUUAUAUUUUUAUCUCGCAUAAAUAGCACAUCCGUAAAUGCAUUAAGGACAUUUCAGCUGAUUUGUUCCGUAUUUCUUUGCAAUAUAGUAUCUGCAAAAUAAAAAAAUCAUGAUGAAGAACAUGAAAACUCAUCGAUCAAUUUUCGAUUUUAUAUUUUAUAUUUCGGCGAAUCCUUUUGUGAUUGCAAAGCUUUUUUGUAUAAAAAAAAUUGAUAACGUAAUCAUGAAAUUUAAUUUUCCCGAUUUAUCCUUGAUCCACGCACCAAUUUAUGAUACAUUCCAUUACUAUAAGUACUUGGUUUAAUCAUUAUGCACGCCUGUAAAUAAUUUUAAAUUCUUUAAAGUUGUAAAGAUUAUAAACUGAAAGGAAUUAAAAAAAAAUAUAAUAAGAGAUGCAUGAACAACAUUAAUAUUGUAAAAUAUUAUUUAUAUAUUAUAUAUUAGAGCAAAAAAUAUAUAUUAUAAAUGUAAAUUUAUAGAUAAUAAUAUUAUAUUGCGUUUAUGAAUAACAAUUUUAUAUCUUAAGUUGAAGAACUAAAUGAGAUAUGUUUUGUUGAAUUUGUAAGAUGUAUGUUUAAUAUAUCUAUAUUGAAAUAGUAA